Xenopus laevis (African clawed frog) is the source of this 2720-nucleotide messenger RNA. RefSeq names its product inhibin, beta C, gene 2 L homeolog (gene inhbc.2.L). The record is from RefSeq and is a predicted model, not a curated record. The coding region runs from base 139 to 1197 and encodes 352 amino acids. Gene Ontology annotation, cellular component: extracellular region. The transcript is spliced from 3 exons. Gene Ontology annotation, molecular function: growth factor activity; cytokine activity; hormone activity. NCBI's taxonomy places the organism in Eukaryota, Metazoa, Chordata, Amphibia, Anura, Pipidae.
UAUUUUGUUUUAUUCCAGAAGAAAAACCAAACGAAGUAAAUACUGCACUCUGCACUUUGGAUUCUGACUUCCAGCACGCUGAAACCACAUUGCUGUCAGAGGCAGAGAGUCCCUGGGAAAGACACCAGUGAAAGCAUCAUGAAUACACUAGUCAUUCUGCCUCUUCUCUUGGUUACUAUCCAAGUAUCACUGUCAGCCUCUUCCUCAUCAGGCUGCAGCACAUUCAAACAACAGUUGGGAAGCCGGAAUGAAAAAGACAUUCUUUUGGAAAUGGCCAAGCAGAACAUUCUGAGCAAACUACAUCUGAAGCGAAGGCCAAAGAUUUCAAACACCAUCUCCAGGGAAGCUUUGGCACAGGCAUUGCUAAGGCUGAAUAUUAGGUUGCAAGAGGACUCCAGUAGAGAACAGGUUGAAGAACUAAACAAUGAUCAAGACUAUGAAGUCAUCAGCUUUGCUGAUAUUGAACACUCUCAAGCUUCUCAGACAAUUCUGCACUUUCACCUUUCUACUGAAAAAGGCACCUACCGUGAAAUCCAUAAUGCAACCUUGUGGCUCUAUCUUCAACCAGAUCGUAACAAGAAGAUAGCCAUUAGUAUCACAACAUCUCUCUCAAAGGAAAAGCCAUCGACUGAAAUGAUUUACAGGGAAAUUGUAAGAAGUGGCUGGUACACUGUCCCUCUGCCCAUGCUCACGGAGGCAGCAUUCGUGGAUGGAGAAGAAAAUAUAGAUCUAUAUCUGGAGUGUCUUAAUUGUACUGGCCAACCAGUAAUUGAAAAUACUAGUGAUGCUCAGCGCCCAUUCCUGGUGGUAAAAGCCCACAACCAGAGAGACGAUCAUCGUUUCCGCCGGCAUAUUACAGAAUGUAGUAGUGAUGUAGACAUGUGUUGCAAAAAGAACUUUUACAUUGAUUUUAAGGAGAUUGGCUGGAGUGACUGGAUUAUCAGUCCAGAGGGUUACAACAUGAAUUACUGUGAAGGUAGAUGUCCUGUUCAUUUAGCCAGGGUUCCUGGCAUUGCAGCAUCUAGCCAUACAGCCAUCCUUAGUCUUAUCAAAGCAAAUAACUUGUAUGCAAGCUUCAGCUCCUGCUGUGUCCCUACAAAGCGAAGGCCUUUAUCUCUGCUGUAUUUUGACAUGUACAACUCCAUAGUAAAGACAGAUAUUCCUGAUAUGAUUGUGGAGAGUUGUGGUUGCACCUAGUGUAUACUCUUUACUUUAUCCCAGAAGUCUGUGCCAUCUAAUGUCCAUUCUCUGUAACCCCUAUGAAAUUUUACUUAGGAGAAAAGUUAAGAACAGCUAAAUAGAGAGCUGUUCUCCAUCUUCAUUCUUAUCCAUCACCGAAGAUGACGACAUUAUGGAAAAUAUAAAUUUUAUCACACCUUUGUUUUCAGUGUUUCCCUGAAAGAACAAUUUUUAUUGCUGCAUACUUUUCCUCUUAAAUGUAGUUCUAAGACUUACUUUAUAAUGCAUAUGAAUGUAUAAUGAUAUAUAAAACUCACCUACUGCCCCUUGCCCAAAACAUAUCAUCCAUAAUGAUAUUAUAAAUAAUGCAAGGUGGGUUACAAAACUGAAUAGUAAAUUAGCAGAAGAUGUAGACGGGUAAGUAAAAAAAUUAAAUCCUAUUUACAUCUCUAGGUCUGUAUGUAACAUUAUGGAAAUUACCACAAGAUAAAACACCUUGGUAUGAAAGGCCAAACUGCAGACAUACAGGAAAUGGGUCUGAUGUUUUCUUGUGAUUCCUCCAAGAUCUAUAAAUAAUUAUUAAUUACUCAAAAGCUAUGUGAAAGUAAGAUUCAAUGAUACCUGAUUACAGAGGUUUAUAGGUACCAUAGAGUUCAUCAGUAGCAGUUCCACAUUUGAUCUCUUUUGUGCUCUAUAGAGGUAUUGUUAUUUUGAUGUUCAGCGGAAAUGACUGGGAAAAUUCAAAGAUGGUGUUGUUGUCAACUGGAGGUUGUUAAUCCAGCCAAGCAUACUCAGUAUAGAUAUGUAUUUACCUGAUUGGCUUGCCUGGCUUCGCUGAUCACUCAAUUAACCAGUAUAGUCCUAAAGUAGAGGAGCUGGCCUUAGCAAAGGCACCAGUCAAAACAAUGCACAGAGCAUCAAAAGACAAGUUACACUACUUCCUAUUUGUGGUACUUUGCAAUCAUAUUAUACCAGUGAUUUAAUACAAUUGCUGAAGACAGCACCCCUGUGCAUUGUUUAAUCUAAUCCAGAAAAUUUACAUCAGACAGGUUUAUCAAGGGUCGAAUUUUGAGUUUAUGGGAGUUUCUAAAAACUCCCAUUAACUCCCAUAAACUCGAAAUUAGAAAUAAAACAACCAAUCGAAAGUUAUUUAAAAAAAAUAUUUUUUUAAAAAUGGCUAAACAGGAUGAGCUGCAAACUCAAAUCGAAUCAAUUUUUUUUGAGUAUUUUCACCGAAAAAUUUUUUUUGUAAAAAUUUCAAUUUUCAAUUUGAACCUUGAUAAAUCUGCCACUUAGUGUAUUUGCUGGUAAAAGUGAAGUCAAAUAAAUCCUGGAAAUUUAAGGGCAUACUGGAAAUAUACCUUGGCAUAACCUAUUACUUUUACAAAAGUGAAAAUAUUUUGUCCAAUGCUUGGUCCUUGACUAGGCAAGACACACCUAUGUUGUGCAUAAUCUUCUUCUCAAAUGGAACCAGCCCAAAAUGUAAUACUCACUAUUAGGAAUGUUGUACAUGAGACCAUUAAAUUGUACUUUAUUAAAUA